AUGGACCCAGCACACAAUCCCUCACCACUGAAUCGCCUUGAGACAAUUGAGGGCGUUCUGCAGCAACAUGAGGCCAUGAUGACUGCGGCUGCCGCUGAAGCUAGACGAGCUGCUGAGACUCAGGGACAAUCACUAGCAGCUUUAGCUGCACAGAUGCAACAGCUAGCAGCUCAACUAACCCAGCUCCCCUCAUCUGCUGGAUUUGCCUCUUCUUCGGAAGCUUCACCUUCUGCUCCUGCACCUGUACCCGCCUCUUCUCUACCCAGCGAUGCUCCUGAGCCACGGGUGGGAACCCCAGAGCGUUAUGACGGAGAUCGAGAGACUUGCGGCCCCUUCCUCACCAACUGUUCUCUCCUGUUUGCCCUACAGCCCCGCACCUUCGCCACAGAACCGGCAAAGGUAGCAUUUGUCAUUAACCACCUGACAGGCAGAGCUAGACUAUGGGGAACAGCUGAGUGGGAGAGGCGGUCUCGAGCCUGUGCUUCAUUUGACCUGUUUGCUGCUGAGCUUCGGAAGGUUUUUGGGUUUGAGAAUUCUGGUUCUGAUUCGGCAAGGGGACUGAUGGGACUGAAGCAAGGCGAACGAACAGUGGCUGACUAUUCCAUUGAUUUCCGAACCAGAGCCAGCCAAAGUGGUUGGAACAGUGCAGCUCUCCGUGAUGCCUUUCUCCAUGGGUUGGCAGAUUACAUUAAAGAUGAACUGGUUUCACAUGACACCUCCCUCACCUUGGACGGGGUGAUUGACUUGGCCGUCCGCAUUGAUCUUCGUGUUCAGACUCGUCGACGAGAAAAGCGUCAAGGGGGAACCCAACAUACUCGUCCACUUCGCUCCCGUGGGGGUGCUGCUGCAGCCAACUCCACCCCAUUGGGUCAGCAGUUUCAGGAUCCAGAGCCCAUGCAGUUGGGCUGCACCUCUCUCUCCCUGGAAGAGAGAGAGCGUAGACGCAGGUCCAAACUCUGCCUUUAUUGUGGGGCAGCGGGACACUAUAUCUCCGGCUGUCCAGCAAAAGCCAGAGCUCAUCAGUAG
Messenger RNA from Xyrichtys novacula (pearly razorfish), 1026 nucleotides. The record is from the annotation of a GenBank genome assembly. Lineage: Eukaryota; Metazoa; Chordata; Actinopteri; Labriformes; Labridae.